CCAUCUUUCCUAUUGACUCAUAACAAUUUCUUGGAAAUUUCACUUUCUUUUAACAACUUUCCAUUCCUCCUACUCCUAACCUUAACAUAUAGUAUAAACAUUUAUAUUAAGCCUUAUUUCAUUCAUAUUCAAGAAAAUUAAACCGCGGUGUAUUGUUGUCAACUCAACUAUAUAGUCGCACGUACCAGCAACAAGACGACUAUCUAAAUUUCCAAUGGGCAAUUCAUUAGCAUGUUUUUCUGAGAAAAAUCAAGCUACAAAAGUUAGAAAACACAACAAAAAUGGAAGAUCAUUCAAUGGUAAUGUUCCUCCUCCAUGUAUCUCAAGAUCAACUAGUCGAAAAUCGGAUAGAAUUUAUCCAAAUUCUUUGAGAUUUGAUCAGGGGAAAUGUGAUGAUGAUUUUAUUAGAGAACAAGCUCGAGUUGCUGCAGCUUUGUUACUACAACAUCAUCAACAAAAUGGAACACUUAGUCAAUUUGAACGUUCAGUUUCUCUUAGAGACAAUUUAACUUCCUCUAGGAAGCAAAAUAGGAUUCCUAGAAGCUCGAGUUGUCGUGCCAGAUCUCUAUCUGAUUCAAUUCCUCAGCAUCUGGAGCUUCUUCAUCAGGGUACAAAUGUUGAAAAUUUGAAGAAUAAACAUUUUGUUCUUGUACAUGGAGGUGGUUUUGGUGCAUGGUGUUGGUACAAAACUACAACACUUCUCAAAGAAGCUGGAUAUCAAGUUGAUGCUAUAGACUUAACUGGUUCUGGUGCACAUUUCUUUGACUCCAACAACAUUACUACUCUGUCCCAAUAUGUAAAACCUCUCACUGAUUUCCUUGAAAAUCUCGGCGACGAUAAGAAGCUGAGGAUUUAUCGGAAACAAUCUCUCUGCCCUCCUAGGGUACGGGUCAUAUUAGUCGGACACGAUAUAGGGGGAGCUUGUAUUUCUUAUGCAAUGGAGUUGUAUCCAUCAAAAGUUUCUGCAGCAAUUUUUGUUGCUGCAGCAAUGCUUAAGAAUGGACAGAACAUACUCGACAUGUUCUCCGUACAGCUUGGACUGAACAAUCUAUGUCAACGCGCACAAGUUUUUCGCUAUGCAAAUGGGAAGAAUGAGCCUCCAACUGCUAUAGAUUAUGACAAGUCAUUACUCAAAGAAGUAUUGUUCAAUCAAACCCCAACUAAGGAUGUUGAAUUAGCAUCAGUAUCAAUGAGACAAGUUCCCUUUGGACCAUUGACAGAAAAGCUUUCACUUUCUGCAACAAAUUAUGGUUCUAUUCCAAGAUUCUAUGUCAAAACACAAGAUGAUUUUGCAAUUCCUGCAUCUCUACAAGAAGUUAUGAUAGAUUCAAAUCAACCUGAACAAGUUUUCCAGAUUAAAGGGUCCGAUCAUUCGCCCUUUUUGUCGAAACCUCAAUCUCUCCACAAGAUUUUAGUAGAAAUUUCCAACAUUCCUCCAAAAAUGAAUCUCAAAACUACCAUCUAAAUAAAGAUGUAUAAUAGCCAAUAUGAUUCUUUUUCCAUGUCAUAUUCCUAUGUAUGUACAUAAUAUAAUGAUCAUCACACAUAUAUAGCAUGAAAUCAUUUUUGUAAAA
Nicotiana attenuata is the source of this 1574-nucleotide messenger RNA. Its product is annotated as putative methylesterase 11, chloroplastic. Gene Ontology annotation, molecular function: methyl jasmonate esterase activity; methyl indole-3-acetate esterase activity. Bases 215 to 1465 code for a protein of 416 amino acids. NCBI's taxonomy places the organism in Eukaryota, Viridiplantae, Streptophyta, Magnoliopsida, Solanales, Solanaceae. The transcript has 6 exons. The record is from RefSeq and is a predicted model, not a curated record.